GCAGCGCUUCACCUCAAGUCAGCAGCCUCGCUGCUCUCCUCCAUAUCUCGACUCCAGAAACAACCCUAAUGCUCAAAAAAGGUGGCUUUCCUGCAGAAUUGCAUUCCUUUUUCCUACAGAAUAGUAAUUACUACGUCAAAGUAAAUGCAAACUUCACAGCGUUUCCUCUCCCGCCUCUUCAGCUCUGCUAAACGCUCUUCUUCCAUCGACCCAUUAUUUCCCUUCACCGAUUACUGUAAAAGCACCAAUCUUUUUCAGUCCCUGUUGUUACCUAACCACAACACUGGCAACGGCAAUUCUUUGAUACCCCAACUUGGAGGUUUUUCCUUGCUCAAUCACCCCACCAAACAUGUGCGGGUCUUGGGUUUUGUUUCGUUGGAUAAUAGCCAUUGCUUAACUUACCAGCGAAGUCUUUUUACCAGGGCUAAACAGGUAAAGAUUGAAUUCAAUGAUCAGCACAGGUAUCCUUCCCUUUUUUUUUUAUGCAUUUGUUGAAAUACCAGUGUCAGUGUGGCUUUAUGUUGACAAAGGAGGCGUUGGAAGAGCUACUUUAAACCAGAAUGAUAUUUGCUAGAAAUUGUCAGUAAUGCUAACUUGGUCAGUAGUAGUCUGAUAAAGAUAGUUCCUCGAAUUACCAUAUUCUGAGAAUUGGUUAUAACUUGCAAGUAAUAGCCACUUUAUGACUCUGAUCUGAUGGUAGAAGGCUUGACAUUGUUGUUCAAAUGGUGAAUAUUAAAAUCACCAGUUUUCAAUCUGUUCAUUAUUUUGUAAUCCUUUCAUCUUUUUGUGUUAACGGCUUCAAUUUCUUUUAUUCAAGUCAACGAGCUGUUACAACUGCACUGUGGUGCAAUUUUCUUGUCUUCUCUCUCAAGUUUGGUGUCUGGUGGACAACCUCUAGCCAUGUGAUGUUGGCUGAAGUGGUUCAUUCUGUUGCAGAUUUUGCUAAUCAGGCACUUCUUGCUUAUGGUCUGAAUAGUUCAAGGCGUGCACCAGAUGCUCUUCAUCCUUAUGGCUAUUCCAAGGAAAGGUUUGUCUGGUCCUUGAUAUCUGCUGUUGGAAUCUUCUGUCUUGGCUCUGGUGCUACAAUUGUUCAUGGAGUUCAAAACUUGUGGUCUUCGCAGCCUCCUGCAAAUAUUCAAUAUGCAGCUUUGGUGAUAGGUGGUUCAUUUUUAAUUGAAGGUGCUUCUUUGAUUGUUGCCAUACAAGCUGUCAAGAAAGGAGCAGCUGCAGAGGGAAUGAAAGUGAGAGACUAUAUUUGGCGUGGUCAUGAUCCCACAGCUGUUGCAGUCAUGACAGAGGAUAGUGCUGCAGUAACUGGCCUUGCCAUAGCUGCAGCAUCACUUGUUGCUGUGAAAACUACUGGCAAUCCUAUUUAUGAUCCUGUAGGUUCAAUUAUAGUGGGCAACUUGCUUGGAAUGGUAGCUGUAUUUCUCAUCCAGCGAAACCGGCAUGCAUUGAUAGGUAGAGCAAUGGAUGACCAUGACAUGCGGAAGGUUCUUCAUCUCUUGAAAAAUGAUCCGGUUGUAGAUGCUGUCUAUGAUUGCAAAAGUGAAGUGAUUGGGCCUGGAUUCUUUAGAUUCAAGGCAGAGAUUGAUUUCAAUGGAGUGGUGGUGGUGCAAAAUUACCUGAGUAGGACAGGACGCGAAGAGUGGGCAAAACAGUUUCGUGAAGCCGCAAAGGAGAAAGAUGAUUGUGCGUUGCUCAAAAUCAUGUCAAACUAUGGGGAAGAAGUAGUUACAGCUUUAGGAAGCGAAGUUGAUCGACUGGAGAAGGAGAUCCAGGACCUUGUUCCCGGUAUUCGCCACGUCGAUAUUGAGGCACACAAUCCCAUAGACAUGUCAUCAUCGUAAGUCCCAUAUUUUCUUUUUUGGGUUUUUUCUUUGUCAAUGAAAGUGCCGAACCAGAAACUCAUUCAUCAUAGAGCAAACAACUUGACUGUCAUUCUUCAGUUGGAUGUAUAUCAUACAUUGUCCUAAAUGAAAGGUACAAAAAACACAUUUCCUGUGU
Rubroshorea leprosula is the source of this 2007-nucleotide messenger RNA. The record is from the annotation of a GenBank genome assembly. NCBI's taxonomy places the organism in Eukaryota, Viridiplantae, Streptophyta, Magnoliopsida, Malvales, Dipterocarpaceae.